GUCCCGCUCUUUUGUUGUUACGUAAACGGAAAGUUACAUAAGUUAAAGUUGGAAUUUAAAACUUCAAAAUGCGUGCAUAGUCUGCGGAUCUUUUAUUCUUGGAUCUAUCACAUUUUCCACUUCGUUCCAUCCAACGACAUCGCCACCGUAGUUCUACGCACUCAUUUUUUACUUUUGUGUACAAAUUACAAAGUUGUAAAGUUCUGCACAGUGCUUUGGAAACGCGGAUCCUAAAGCUUUGAAGGCUCUGCAAUGAUUGUCCAGCAAGAAAAAUAAUUGGUGGUGGACCUAGAACAGCAUCUGAAGGGAGCAAGACAGAAACCCCAGGCCACUGAGUAAGAAGGAUAGCAGUAUAAGCCGCAGCUCUGCAAGUGAAUCUGUCGAGAGCAUCUCGCCAGCACCUCUUCUGUCUUUCUGGGAACCCGUGCGGACACACAGGAACUGAACAGUAGUGAGUCGGCACUUUAGUAGUGCACUGUGCAACGUCCUCACAUUCUGAAGAGGGCAGCCUACGGAUCACCAAAGAGCCAAGUUCCAAGCCCAACUGCGAGAAAUGCAGCCGUCCCCAGGGUUUAGCAGCUGGGUCUCCAGAGUAAAAUUGGAACCACCGGAUGCUGAAUGUCUACAAGAACAGGGCCAGAUCCUCCAACAGCACUGCGGCAUGCCUUAUGCAUCAGGAGAUGAUGGUUGUGAGGUGACUGCUGGGAUAGGCCACAUUAAAGAAGAACCUCGAGAAGAUAAUCUCACUGUAGUAGUGGAAACAGCGCCUUACAACAUUACAAUUUUGACAAGACAGGACCAAACGGGACACAGCCAUGAGUCAGCAUCAGAAGGAGCAAGAGGAAGCACUGGUACACUUCAUGUUAAGGACCAACCCAGAGGCACUUGUGAUCAGGCAUCCUCAGGUUGCACUUCUUCAAGUACACAGCUGAAUGUGAGCAAAACAACAGUUGAACAGGAAGACGACAGCACUGCAGUAGUCACUAUGACAGGUCGACCUGUGGAGCAACCUCCGGUCCAGAGCGAGCCAUAUGCACAUACGUGCGUUUCAGAAGCCAGCCUGAACAGUAGCUUGCGGAUUCACAAGCAAAUACACACAGGCGAGAAGCCACACAACUGUGAUCUCUGUCCUGCGGGGUUCAACCAGAGUGCAGACCUUCGGCGCCAUAGGCGGACACACACAGGUGAGAGGCCAUACAAGUGUGAUCUCUGUCCUGCGGGGUUCAACCAGAGUGCAAACCUUCGGCGCCAUAGGUGGACACACACAGGUGAGAGGCCAUACAAAUGUGAUCUCUGCCCUGCAAAGUUCAACGACAGCACGACACUGCGGAAUCACAAAUUGAGACACACGGUUGAGAAGCCAUACAAGUGUUAUAUCUGUCCUGCAAACGUCAGAGAGAUCAAGUGUCUGCUGCAUCACAGGCGCACACACAAGGGCAUGAAGAUAUACAUGUGUGAUCUUUGCCCUGCUGAGUUCAGCAACAGCAAGGACCUACGGCGUCACGUCAGCUGUCUGCGGCAUCAGAGGCGCGUACAGGAGGGCGUGACGAUUUACAAGUGUGAGUUUUGCAUUGCGGAGUUCAGCCAGAGCGUGGACCUACAGCGUCACAUGUGGAUACACAAGGGCAAGAAGCCCUGAAAGUGUGAUCUCAGUCCUGCAGAGUUCAGCCAGAACACAAGCCUGCCGCGUCAUAUGCGAACACACACGAGCGAGAAGCCAUACAAGUGCCAUCUCUACCCUGCAAAGUUCAGCUGUAACACGAAUCUGUGCAAUCACAAGUGGACACACAUGGGCGACAAGACAUAAAAGUACGACCUCUGUCCAGCAGAGUUCAUCCACACACAAACUCAUGGUGCCACAGGCAGGCAUACAUGAGCUAGGACCCCGCGUGUUUCACACAGAAGUGGGAAACACGCGGGCGUGAAGCAGCACAAGUGCUCAUCUCUCCCAGCACCUGAACACCCAAAUAUGGAACCACACUGGUGAGAAACUGUACAAGUACGAUCUCUAUCCUGUAGAGUUCAGCAAGUGCAUGUGCCUGUGGUACCACAAGCAAACGCUCACAGUCUGGAAGCCAUACACGUGCUAUAUCUGCUGCGCGGAGUUCAGCCGCACCUGUAGCGUCACAAGUGGACACAAACGGGCGGGAAGACAUGCAGCUGCGGUCUCUGUCCUGUACAGUUCAGCGAGACCACAAAGCUGUGGAAUCACAAGUGGACACACAUGGGCAAGAAGUCAUAUAGGUGUGAUAUCUGUCCUGCAGAGUUCAACCACGGUAUGUGCUUGCAGCAUCACAAGUAAACACACAGGAGUGAAGUCAUAAAAGUGCAAUCCCUAUCCCGCAAAGUUCAGUCAUGGCAGUUUCACAAGUGGAUGCACAUGGGGGAGUGGACUCCCUUUAAGACGAACACGAAGGGACCAUGAAAAUUUGUUAGUCUUAUCAGGAGUUCAGCCUAAGAGAAGUGCACAAAAUCAUGGUAGUUUUGUCUCAGUAUCAACUGUAUCAUAACCACACACUAAAAGGAGUUCAUAUCACAACAUCUACUUAAUUCACAAGGAUGAAAAAAGCAUUAUUGUGUG
This is a messenger RNA of Ornithodoros turicata, 2581 nucleotides long. Its product is annotated as zinc finger protein 239-like. The transcript is spliced from 6 exons. Gene Ontology annotation, cellular component: transcription regulator complex; PcG protein complex; chromatin. The coding region runs from base 554 to 1639 and encodes 361 amino acids. Gene Ontology annotation, molecular function: RNA polymerase II cis-regulatory region sequence-specific DNA binding; DNA-binding transcription factor activity, RNA polymerase II-specific. Lineage: Eukaryota; Metazoa; Arthropoda; Arachnida; Ixodida; Argasidae. Gene Ontology annotation, biological process: regulation of transcription by RNA polymerase II. The record is from RefSeq and is a predicted model, not a curated record.